GACGCUGGUCCUUCAAAUAUUUCGCAUCCGGAUCAUCUUCAUUGUUUUUUUUUUUCUUUCGGGACGGAGGCCAGCGGUGUCUGCAGUCAGCUCACGUCAGACCGCAUCAAAACACCCAAACAUCGAGCACAGAUACAAGGAUUUACAGGCCCAUUGUGACUGCAGGCUCUCAGUCCACCAUGGCCCAAAACCAGGUGAUCCUGCAGUUUCGGUUUGCUACAUUCGGAGACUCCAUGCUGCAGAAGAUGAACCUGCUUCGCCACCAGAGAAGAUUUUGCGACGUAACUGUCCGCAUUAACCACCUAGACGUCUCAGGACAUAAAGUGGUUUUCGCUGCUGGUUCUUCUUUUUUGAGAGAUCAAUUUAUCCUGCAGCAAGAUUCCAGGGAGGUCCAAAUAUCCAUGAUCCAAGAAGCUGAGGUGGGUAGGCAACUGCUCUUGUCUUGCUAUACUGGACAGCUAGAAUUCCCCGAAUUAGAAUUGGUACAUUAUUUGACAGUAGCCAGCUUUCUUCAAAUGGGGCACAUUGUGGAGCAGUGCACGCAGGCACUAAGUAAAUUUAUCAAGCCUCAUACAUCACGCCAGCUAGCUGUGGAUUUGAGGAGGGAGAAAAUCAAGGAAGCAUCUCCGCUUGCUUUGAGGGAGCAAAUGCAUGAUGACCAGCUAAUUCAGCAAAUCGAGGAUGAAGAUUCGAAUCACGCUGAAGACGAAGAAGAGGAUGAUGAUGAUGAUGAUGUGAUAAUCGAGCCCAAAACGCCACCCACAUUUCAAAACAGACAACCCAAACAUGUUGAAGAGGGUGAUAUUGCUAUAGUCAAAGUGGAAUCUGUAUCCGAAAUUGAAGAAAACGCGAUCACGGGUCAAUUUCCAACUAGUCCGGUCGCUUCCAUGAGAUCUCCUGAACCACAGCAUUCACUUAUCAAUUCAACAGUGGACAGUAGAGGAAGUGACAUCACCCUCCCUCCUGCUCUGUCGAACUAUACCUUAAGCCCACCUCCGUCUUCCCCAUCCAACGAAAAAUCUCACCAAAGAGGGUACGACAAGCCGCCACAGUGGUACCACCAAUGCCCAAAGUGCGCAAGGGUUUUCCGGCAACUGGAAAACUAUGCCAACCAUCUGAAAAUGCACAAACUGUUCAUGUGCCUGCUCUGUGGCAAAACAUUUACACAGAAGGGGAACUUGCAUCGGCACAUGAGGGUGCACGCGGGCAUCAAACCCUUUCAGUGUAAAAUUUGUGGAAAAACGUUUACUCAAAAGUGUUCGUUGCUUGAUCAUUUGAAUCUUCACAGUGGGGAUAAGCCACAUAGAUGCAACUACUGCGAUAUGGUGUUUGCUCAUAAGCCUGUGUUAAGGAAACAUCUCAAACAAAUACAUGGAAAGAACAGUUUUGAUAAUGCCAAUGAGCGCAGCCUACAUGAAGGCAUGGAUUUUGACUUUGGACGAAUUUGAGACAAUUUUUUUAUUUGAAGGGCUGAAUAUUUAUAUGUUUGUAUAAGAAUUCUAAAAUCCAUAAGUGAUGUAAUAUAAAGCUAGAUAAUUGCACUUUAGUAUCCCAAUUAAAAAAAAAACAGGGGCAUUGGAUGUCAUGACGGAUGUAAUAUUUACUGAAUUUGAAUUCCUUGUCUCAUUCUAUUUCAUACAAAAACAAGUCUGGUAAAGAGUUUUAAUCCUAGUGGUAGGAUACUACUAUUCUAGUACUAAUUAUUAAUAGUCAGUCAUUGCACUGGCUAACCAAGUCAAAUUAAAAUGGUAUAAAAUGAAACAUCUCCAUUGGAUUGUGUGAUCGGUGGUGUAGUCAUAAUCAAAUGAGGCAUGUGCCUACUCAAGUCACAUCAUUAUGCUGUAAGUUUAGUGACAGUACUCAAAAACACACUUUCUUUAAAAAACUUACCUCAAGUAACAAGGUACUGUCAGAUUGGGGUAGAGAAGCUAAAAACUUUUUUUAAUGCUAUUACUGUUCAUAUUAGUCUGAUUUCUAUAUUUCUAUGUCUGUCAUUAACAUGUGGAGGACUUGCAAAUUCCUUAGUUAUCCAGUCAAAGGCUUACAUUCCUUUGCUAACUAUUCUGCCACCAUGUGCCCCCCCCCCCCCCCCCCCCCCCCCCCCCCUUACAUACAGAUACAUACUAUUGCUUUAAAAAGCAAGUUUAUGUAGCUAUUACUAUGGACUGUUCUUGUGGCAUGAUGUUGCUGCCUUUAUAUUUUACUUGAACCAAAAGCGCUUAAGGUACGAAAGUAGCUGUAUAUAAUUAGUUAUAAAGGUACUAUAUUAUGCUAACUUGCCAGGAAAUGCUCCCUUUUUAUUUUAAAUCCACACUUUCACUUGAACCUCUUCCGUCCUCAGUGCGUAGCAUUUUGUAUGUCCAAAUUCAAGGCUGAAUGACUUUUACUUGUUAGAAUCAGAAAAUUGUAAUACAAUACUUUAAGCUCUAAAACACAAAAUACCAACGCUAGCGUGUCCAAAGGUAGUUCAAAAAGGCACAAUAAUGCAUAAUAUAGGAUCUUUUAAUGUUUUAUGUCUAUAGUACAUAUUGUAUGGACCAAAAUAUCACAAAAUGAAUGAAAAUUGUGGUGUCUGCUUGCUUGUCUAUUAUUGUUAUUAGUUUGGUGCAACAGUGUAAUUCAUGUUGAUUGCUAUAUGGACCUGCCUUUUUUCUGUAUGUGCAAACAAUCAACAUUAGAAUUUUUAACAAUUUUUCCCUCUAACUAUUUCAGCCAUAUCUCUGCUGGUUUUCCAUGUGUACAAUCUUACAGAUCAUUUAAAAAAAAACGUCAAGCAAAUCUUUAGUUCAGUUGCUAGUGUUAAAUAUCGUGUAGCCAUUAAAACUUGCCUGAACAGUUAAGUACUAUUGCUAAACCAAAAAGAUGUGUUCAAAUGUGUGUUGAACCAGUGUGUUUCUGUGUGGUGUCAUGUGGUAAUAAAAGUUGAUGUGAAAAGGGAAAUUGUGUGUAUGCAGG
This is a messenger RNA of Periophthalmus magnuspinnatus, 2955 nucleotides long. RefSeq names its product zinc finger and BTB domain containing 26 (gene zbtb26). Gene Ontology annotation, cellular component: nucleus. The transcript is spliced from 2 exons. Lineage: Eukaryota; Metazoa; Chordata; Actinopteri; Gobiiformes; Gobiidae. The coding region runs from base 180 to 1448 and encodes 422 amino acids. Gene Ontology annotation, molecular function: RNA polymerase II cis-regulatory region sequence-specific DNA binding; DNA-binding transcription factor activity, RNA polymerase II-specific; protein binding. Gene Ontology annotation, biological process: regulation of transcription by RNA polymerase II. The record is from RefSeq and is a predicted model, not a curated record.